UCCACGACUGUCUUUGGUAGGGACUUUACGUGGACUUUACGGGCCUGUCAGUGCUCAAAAUAAAAACACAUCGGUUUUUCAGGCGGCGGCGGCGACUAGAAUAGAAACUAAUAUAAAGUUAAAAACUUUUCUAUCUGCUAAGUUAGAAUUUUUGUAGAAAGCUGUCCAAUGGAAGAGUCACAGAGCACAUUCAUUCUGUACAGAGAUAGUGAAGAGAAGCUGGGUUACCCGGUGAGACUGGACGGGUUGGACGCUGGACUGCUACCGCUGCUGAGGAUGCAGAGAGCCGCGGGGGACCCGGCGCUGCCAGCGGGAGGGCCCCCGGAGCUGCAGCUGUACGAGGACCAGUAUCACCAGUACUGCAACUUCCAAGUUGUGGUCGACAAUAACCCACAGCCCAAAGCUUCACCAUCGGACACUCCCACGACAUUCUGCUACAUCUGCAACAUUCCUGUGCCGUCUGUGCACGUGGGCGAGCACGAACAGAGCGAGAUGCACGUUAACUAUCUCAGACUUGCGCAAAACGGUGUUGAGAGGAUCAGCAAGCAGAUGGCUCAAGAGAUCAGUCGGCUGUCAGCCCCGGAGCGACAGGAGCCCCCUACUGGCGACCGGGCCCGCUACUGCGCCGCGUGCAACCGCUGCGCCUGCGCCGCCGACAUCACGCACCGCAUCGCCGUCAAGAAGGACCGGAUGGUGGCCACGUUCUACAAACUGCUCACCGACAGCUUCGUCAUAGACUCCAAUGUAGUCAGCACCAUGAGGAGCGAAGUGAAUGGGGCGACAUGCAAGAGAUGUCAGAAGCAGGAGGAACGGCAGGCAGUUUACAAACAGUUGAACAAGGAGUUCGUGGAGAUGUUUAAAGAUGCCCUCCAGAUCGGGGAGGUGAAGGAGCCCAAGGUCCAGGAGAAGGAGCCCAAGGUCCAGGAGAAGGAGCCCACGGUCCAGGAAGAGGAGCCCACGGUCCAGGAGGAGGAGCCCACGGUCCAGGCAGUCGACUCGCUGGGUGACUCUGGUCAGCCGCAGUAUAUAGAGGUGUCGGUGGAGGGCGCGCGCGCGGCGGUGCCCCGGCUCGCCUGGCACGGCGUGAAAAGAGUCAACUCCACGUACUUAGACUGCUGUCUGUGCGACAAGAUAUGGGAGUCCACUAGCGGGGUGGAGGCGCACGUGGCGUCGCCGCGGCACGCCGGCGCGCUGCGCCAUGCCGUCGACCAACACGGGCUCAGGAAGCUGGAUCGCGGCGGGUCCCACUGCGUGGUGUGCGACGAGGUGGCGAUGGACGCGGGCCACGUCGCCGGCGCCGCCCACCGCGCCGCGCGAAAGCUGGCCCAGCACCGCGCCGCGCGACAGCGGGCCCAGCACUGCGCCGCGCCGCCCGCCGCCGCCUCUCCGGACCCACACCGCACCCACUCCCCCACUACUAAACCAUAUCAGCCGUACCAUUGCGAUGUGUGUAACGUUACAGUUACCAACAAUGUCAAGAAUGUGACCGAACACAACUCGGGGAGAACUCACAAAAACAAUAUGAACAAGAAUUGCGUUAGUUCAGCAACAGCCAGCUCGAGCAAAACACUGCCGGCUACGGCGCCUCCCGCGAACACAAACACAGCAAGAACUGAUGCGGAGGCACUGGCUAGGAUCACCGGCAAAUGCACCAUCUGUGACGUGGAGGCCGGCAUUAAGAACAUUGGCGACCAUCUUAAAGGAAAGCUGCAUAAGCAAAAAGUUGCCAAAAAUAAGGCGAAACAACUCCUUACUCAGAAGCAACAGUCGCCGCAGGGAGUCGCGCCGCGAGCUCCAGUUGCUAAUAAUGUGCCGAAACCGACGCCGAGCCGAGACGAAAAGGAAACAAGUGUAGCUGCGAAACAUCUGGUGUUCUGUACGAUAUGCAAGACGACGGUGCCGAAUAACUUGUACAAUCUGAAGACACACUUCAACGGCGCUCGCCACAGUGCUGCAGUGAAGACGUCGCUGCCGGCGGACCGGCGUGAGAGAAUGGAAGCCCUGGCGUCACAGGAGUUCAGCAAUGAUGUACAGUUGUCGCGGGCACUCGGCCGGGACGUGGAGGCGGCGUGCGGCGCCAGCUCCCACGUCGGCUGCGCGCUGUGCGACGCGCUCCAGCCCCGCGACCGCUUCCACCACCAUCUCGCCACGAAACACCACUUCGACAAGUUGUCGGAGGAGGCGUUCUACUGCCGGCUGUGCCGCGCGGCGACGCACUUCCCCUUCGCGCACGCCGCCGGACCCGAGCACGCCGCCGCCGCCGCCGCCGCCGCCGCGCCGCAGUAGCCCAGCCGGGGUACCCCAGGUAUAAGACACCCCGCCAGCCAGCCGCCACCACACAGUGACAACAACCUAAAACAAAUACUUGGUAAAAUUUAGCAUGAGCCCUAUGACAGCAGCUCUCAAAUGAGUACAUUUUAGCUGUCAUUUGUUCGUUUUCAAGUGAAAACCAUUUUCAUUUAAGGAUCACUGUUCAUCAAACGUCAUAGGACUCGUGCCAUAUUUUACAAAGCAUAGGUAUACCGUAACAUUCACGUAACUUUACCAAUAAAAGCCAAACAGGAUUGUUAUUGCAAAUCUUAAGACGAGGACUAAGGACUUUUUCACUCCACGCUACGGUAUAUUCAUUCAUGUAUAUGCUGUUGGCGCAUCUUUUGUAACCGAAAAGCCGAUCUCAGCUUUUGGUAAAUAGAAAAAUCAGAGGUAAAUUAGUCAAGUUCCGUGAAUGGAACAUAAAAACGAAUCAGAUUCUUUGAAGAUAUAUUUGUUUUUUUUUUGUAGGAUUAAGAAAAAAAAGUUACAUAUUUUAUAAGGGACAUACCAGAUACAUUUUAAAAUACAACUCAUGUUUGUUAAGUAAGAUUUAAUUUUAUAUUCUCGUUACCUUGCACUAGGUCAAAUAAUACUAUUGAAUACAAUACAACUGUAUAGGUUUUUACAGUCUAUCUAUAAAGUCGAUUAAUUGCCUUUAUUUGAGCACUUUAUAGAUGGGCUGUACUUACAGUAACUUACUAGAGUACUAACUUUAUCCAUGUUAUUUUUAAGUUUAAACGGAUACACGAUAUAUUGUGAUUGUGAUAUAGUGCCUACCCAGGUAGUAUUUACGUAUUACUUAUUGAUUUUUAGCUAUUUUAUACGAAUGAUAUAUGCUAGUAAAAGUCGGCUACUAGGGUUUUUUAUCACAGUUUUUAUAACUUUACAUUUGAGUAUCCAGUCGUGCGUAAUAUCUACAUGUUCAAGCAGUCAGUGGGACUGUAUACUUGUAUAGGAUGUUUGCAAUGACAAUGAUGUUGUGACGCACGUCAUAUUUAUAUUUUGUUGGUAUUUCAGUCUUCCUAUAGUUCUAGGAUUUAGGGGAAUCGUAUCAGCGAAAUGAAAGGAGACAUGAGGAAGGGACAUUUUAAGGACAUUCUGAAAAAAGGGGAGAAAGGGAUAUUAUAGACCUGAAGGGAAGUGAGGUGCCCCUUACUUAUUUUUCGCUACCGCUAGGUCGAAGUAGCGGUUCGCUAUGUCGAAAAAGAGAGCCGCUGUACCUUUCGGCCUCUUCCUAAGGAAACCAUCUAGAAUGUAUUCGGUGAUGCGAUGCACCUGGUUGACGCAAGAGUGGCGAGCCCUGAAACCAAAUUGUUCAUUGAGAAUGAGGCCCUGAGCGUAUGCUAUCUUUUUGAGCCUGUCGGAUAGCAGCCGCUCGUAGACCUUACCUAGGGAAAUUAAGAGACUCAUGGGCCGUUAACUAGAAGGUAAAUUUCUAGCUUUGCCAGUUUUAUGUAUUCCUAUGUCUAUUAUGUUCGCCAUAGCUGAGUUAAAUAUGGUUACUAGUAAGAGGAUAAGCGAUGCUGAGAGAUUCUUUUCUCGUAAUUGUACGCGAAUACGAGAAGUUUCUUGGUCUUAUCGCGCAGAUCUAUGUACAGGGAUUUGGUAAGAUAACAUUUGCCCUCGAUUCUGUUCACACUUUUCGUAGCCAUGUCUUUUCACGAAUCUCCUUAGUUCAACUGAGUUGUUAACCGCUCCUACUCGAGUGCACACGAAUUUUUAACCGGCCAAUCAGUGCAUCGCACGGGUGGGAAAGAGAAAGGGAGUGUGUGUGCGAGGGGGACGGGCACUUCGCCGUCCGUAACACUUGUGGAGAAGGCCAGAUGGUCCAGGGCUGCGUCCCACAGCAGUCCCAGAAUCCUUGAGUCGCCGCUACUGCCAACGGGCAGCGUAGCCGGCUGGCGUGCGUGGAGCUCCUGAGGCACAUGUUUCAGCACUUCGGGGCUGUUACUGUACUGUUUGACUGAUUUCUUCAAUCGUUUGUGCUUCACUGCAGCUCACUGGAGGCUUGAGCCAAUGACCUUCACGUGCCCCCAACAGUCAACUUGAACCGACGCACCGUACACGCAGAUUGCCCGCAGUCGUGUUGUUGAGCUUCACUGGCCCCCCUGGUGUCUUAGAAGGUCGUAGCUCGGCGAAGGCUGACCCUAUGGUCUGCACAGCCUACGACAGUCGUCCUGUGACCUCCAGGUGCCGUACUCGGUGACCCACUUCGUUCGGGAAACGAGUAGAUAAAAUCGGCCACCCACGCUUAGGCUUUCUUCAAUUGCAGGUUCCUUUUUCAACAGGAUCCGGAGAUUUUAAGAAUGCUAAUGUUUUCAUUACGUAAUACAUUUAGGUACUAUUUAAUACAGUAAUCAGUCUUAUUUACCGCUUUUAUGGGUAUUUUCAAUACAAAUUUCAACAAAUAACUUUCUUAUGUACCUAACCUUAUGUAUCUAACGAAACUAAGUAUCAGUCUUUGUGUAGGGUGGCGUCAUCUGCUACGUUCAUAUCUGUCUGUCUGUGAUUGGAUAUAGCGCGGGGCUGUAGUCUGCGCGAUAAACAGAAGGGAACUAAUAAAAUCCAUAUUUUUUGGUACUGGAAUAAUGGACGUAGUGUUGGUGGUAGUUGAAGAGGAUCGCUUAGGGAAUCCUAUCUGUCAGCAGUGUUCAAAUGAAACAAGUAUACGGUUUUUGAUGUUGCUGCCCCCGCAAUGUUUUUAUGCAGUAAAAUUACUACUAACUAUAGUUUCUACUAAGUACCUACUUAAUUAGGUUAAAAUAUACAUGAAAAAUAAACUUGACAAAACACUUGCCCCUUAUAGAAUUAACAUAAAAUAUAGUAAACUUCUUUAUCAUGUACUGAACUUAUUAUCUAUUGUUGCUGUCUUGCGCUCGCAGCUCGCAUUAUCUAUUAUAAUCUUACAAUCUAACUUUAUUGAGUCUACAAUUAAACGACUUGUAUUAACUAUUGAAAUCCCCCACAAGAAUAAUGUUUUUCCUUCUUAUCUAAAAGUGACUUAAUGUCAGUGGUGUGAUGGUCGCCCAGAUACACAUGCCGUAGGAUUGGCAGUUGUGGCACUGCGUGGGACUCGAUCUUGUAGGGCUUCUCAAUCCUGAGCCCAGAGAUUUGGCAUAUGGCCGUUAUGUUGAAAAUCUUUUUCCCCUCAGGGGAAAGGUCAAGAAUGACGAGGAUCAUGUCGUAAAUGACCCGCUUGCCUCGCCCGUACAUGCGGUGAACCUCAUGCACCGGCAGAGACUGCGCCUUCAGAUCCGACAUGAUCUCCGCAGAGUCGAGUUCCUUGGGAACUCCCCGGAUCACUACCCUUAGGCGGCGGUCCUCUGGGAGCUCCCAGUGGUAGUACUCGACCUUGCGCUCGUCGAGAAGUCUGGUGAGAAGGCGAUGAUCGCUAGAGGUGGGCACCUGGACCAAAAUACCAUAUCUGGUAUUUUUAACCUUGGUGAACCCUGGUUUCUGACAGCUUUCGCUGCCAGAUGAGGGAGCUUGGACUUCGCGUUCCGCUUGGCUCCAAAUCAUCCAAGAAAUGAGCAUUUUAUUGGUCUUGGUUUCUCCUAGUAGCGGCAAAUGGGCUGAGGCUAUUCCUUGCCGCUCAGACCCUCUUCGGUCAAAACUGGCUUUUUUCCUGACAAUUUCACACUGG
This is a messenger RNA of Plutella xylostella (diamondback moth), 5956 nucleotides long. RefSeq lists its product as uncharacterized. Lineage: Eukaryota; Metazoa; Arthropoda; Insecta; Lepidoptera; Plutellidae. Gene Ontology annotation, cellular component: nucleus. The record is from RefSeq and is a predicted model, not a curated record. Gene Ontology annotation, molecular function: zinc ion binding; nucleic acid binding.